Messenger RNA from Microbotryum saponariae, 276 nucleotides. The record is from the annotation of a GenBank genome assembly. NCBI's taxonomy places the organism in Eukaryota, Fungi, Basidiomycota, Microbotryomycetes, Microbotryales, Microbotryaceae.
AUGAACCCCUAUCCCAAUCAGAAGUCCCGAGGUUUUGUGAGGCCAGUGACCCGUCUUGCUCCCCAUCGCCGUUCAGCUCAUUGCUAUAGAGCGCUGUACUAAUCCAGUAAGCAGCAUUUACAACACAGAGCGACUUACAACACAGAACAAUUUAGUCGUCAUCAACGUCCAAGUCCGGUCAAGUUGCUACGCGAGCGAUCACCGGACUUUCCGCCGUCUAUAGACUCGGGCUUGUUCAGGAAUACUCCCCACGUCCCACAUGGAAAACGAAAGUGA